UGAAGUCGUUUGACUCUUUGAAUGCGUAGUAAGAUCGUCAACUUCUAUGAGAUUGUAACAUGGAUGAAGAUAAAAGUAAUCUGCAAUGUGGAUUCGGAAAAUGGAGACCUAAAUGGCUUCAACAUUUUGCUAAACCCAGUGCUUUUUUGAUUUCGUUUUCUCUUUUGGGUAUUGUACAAGGUGCAUAUUAUGCUUAUUUAAUUGGUGUGAUAUCAACUAUCGAGAAAAGAUAUUCGUUCAACAGUAAAGCUACCGGAUUGAUACUCACAAUGGAUAAUGUCACUCCUAUUUUAACCAGUAUUAUCAUUGGUUACUACGGUAGGAAUAUCAACAGACCAAAAUGGAUCGGCCUGGGAAUGCUGAUUGUGGUUAUAAGUUGUUUUUUAUCUUGUUUACCUUAUUUUAUUUAUGGACCAGCUUUUGAUCUGUUCUCCAACACAACCAGUCUUGAAAAAGAAAAUGAAUUAUGCGAAACAAGAUCAAAAGAAAAAUACUGUGACGAUGAUAAAUCGAUUACUAUCCCAGCUCUUACCUGUUUUGCUUUAGCUAGCCUAUUGAAAGGAUUUGGAAGCACAGCAUAUUAUACGAUUGGUAUACCCUACAUGGAUGAUAAUAUCAAGAAAAAACAAUCUGCUUUGUAUCUUGGUAUAUGUUAUGCGUUGAGACUUCUAGGUCCAACAUUUGGAUUUGUAUUAUCUGCGGUAUGUCUACGAUACUACGAAUAUCCUGCGUAUACUCCAAGUUUCCCAAAAGAAGAUCCGAGAUGGAUUGGAGCAUGGUGGCUAGGAUUUCUUAUCUUGGGAAUUGCCAUGAUAAUAACAACUAUACCCAUGUUCUUCUUUCCAGCUGCUUUGACUAAAGCACAAACCAAAAGAAUUGAAGAAGGAAAAGAAAAUUCAGAAAAUCAAACAAAUGUAUUAAACAUUAAAGAUAUUUUAAUUUCAUCGUUACGUAUACUUCGUAAUCCGGUUAUAUUUUGGUAUAUGAUGAGUGAUAUCAUUAUUGGAAAUGGAUGGCUUGGACAUUAUAUAUUCCUUCCUAAAUAUUUUGAAUCACAAUUUGGACAGUCGGCUGCAGAUGCAAAUUUAUUAACUGGUCCAGUUGCAUUGAUCAGCAUUCAAGUUGGUUUGAUUUCUGGUGGCAUAAUUAUUCGAAAAUUUAAACCAAAACCGCAUUAUAUAGCAUUUUCUGUAAUGAUUAAUGAUAUAAUUUCUGCACUUCUCAUAUUUUCUUUUAUGAUGAUGGGUUGUCCUCAGAUAUUAAUGUUGGGAACAGAAAAUCGAAACGGAGAAUUAAUUCUUGAAAACAGUUGCAAUUCAAACUGUGAUUGUACACUGGCAACAUUUCAACCCGUAUGUGGUACAGAUAGUCAAUCAUCAUAUUUCUCUCCCUGUUUUGCCGGUUGUUCGGAAUCUAAUGACACCCUUUAUAGUAAUUGUCAGUGUGUACACGACGAGAAGCAAAAUUUCAUUAUAUCGACUGCAACUUCAGAAUAUUGUAAACAGAAUUGUCAAAAGAUUAUAUCAUAUAUUGUAACGUUCGCUUUUCUCUGUGUCAUUUCAUCAGUUAAUUCAGUUGGCUUCUCUUUAUUACUUUUCCGUGCUAUAGAUCCUAAAGAUAAAAGUUUGGCUCUUGGACUCGGUGAAGCUAUAUUGAGUAUCUUUGUAUUUAUACCUAAUCCAAUAAUAUACGGUGCUAUCACUGAUUCUGCAUGCAUGGUCUGGGAAGAAAAAUGCGGAAAAACAGGAAACUGUUGGAUAUACGAUUCUAAUAAAUUCAGAUAUUAUUUACAUGGUUCAACGGGUGGACUACUAUUAAUAGGAACAAUCUGCGAUUUUUUUAUUGCUUAUCAUAGUAGAAAAAUCAAAAACUUUUACGAUGAUGAAGAAGAUGAAGCGGGAGAGAAAUCCAGGAAGUCCAGUACUGCCAGAGAAACUUAUUCCAAUGUUUCUUUAAAAAAGAAGUUUUAACAUUGUUAAUUAUCAUUUAUCAAAAAAACAUUUUCGUAAUUUACAUCAGAAGAUUAAAAAUAUUCAGAUAUAAUGUUAAUAUGUUUCUAUUACUGAUAUAUUGAUGUAUAUUUUUGUAAUUGCAUAUUGUGUUUAUUAGAAAUUUUUCAAUGGA
This is a messenger RNA of Centruroides sculpturatus (bark scorpion), 2124 nucleotides long. Its product is annotated as solute carrier organic anion transporter family member 5A1-like. Gene Ontology annotation, biological process: transmembrane transport; sodium-independent organic anion transport. Gene Ontology annotation, cellular component: membrane. The coding region runs from base 60 to 1970 and encodes 636 amino acids. Gene Ontology annotation, molecular function: protein binding. The record is from RefSeq and is a predicted model, not a curated record. The transcript is spliced from 9 exons. Lineage: Eukaryota; Metazoa; Arthropoda; Arachnida; Scorpiones; Buthidae.